GGUAAUAUUGAUAUGUCAAUAUUUUUAUGAAAGUAGUUUUAGUUUGUGUUAUUGGAAAGAGUACAGUUGCCAUAUUUUGGAUUCUUGUGAAAAUUUGUUUGAAUCAUCUUCUUCAUCAGUAGUUUCUCUUCCAGCUAAGCUUUUUGUUCUUUCAGAUAAAAUUCCAAUUUGGGUUUUUUGUUCCAAUGAAUCAGCAGAGGGUAGGACAGACAUUUUACUAUUAGGUGGAAGCAAUCACCUUUGUUUGUUUCUUUGUUUGUUUUCUCUCUCUCUCUCUCUCUCAACUACAAAGACAUGUCCUUUUCUUUACAUUAAAAUAAAGUCUCAAGAAUCAGAAUUUUCAUGUAAAAAAAAGUGGAGGAGCAGAGUUUCUUGAUGUUUGAUUGAGGGGUUGUUUUGGAAUUCACAAUCAAGAACCCCCUCCAAAUCCCAAACUUAUUGUUUCUUGAUUAUGGGGUUUUGCUUCUUUCUUGAAUAUAUAUAAAUAUAUAUAGUGUUUGUUUACCUUUUUUUCUUCUUUACUCAAGAAUUUAUUAGUACUUUUGUUGUUUUCUGCUGGAUUUGGGACAUCAUUAUUUUAUGUGUACUAAAUGUCAGCUCAAUGGAGAACUUUGUCAUCUAAUGUAAUUGAUUGUUUGUGUUUGAUACCUAUAUGAAAAUUUUGGGGCUUUAUGAGGUUAAAGAUUGGAUCUUUUUCAGUUUUAAGGUGGAAUGGGGGCAUUCUUGAAAUGAGUUAUUGAUGAAAGAAAGCAGUUUGAUGAGGGUUUUGUUCUGCAAAAUCCAUUGUCCAUUUGUUUGUUUUUGUAAACCCUCUGCUGCUCAUCUUUACACUCCAGGUCCAUUGAAAUUGGAAAGUACCCCACAUGUUUCUGGUGCCUCUCAUCAACAAUCUGAGGUCAGUCUAGAUGCUGGAAAUGGUCUUAAAAGUUGUAUUAGGAAAAGUCCUGUUGUUGGACCUAAGGAGAUUAUUGACAAGAAGAGAGUUCAAUGGAUGGAUAACAUAGGGAAAGAGCUUGUUGAGAUCAAGGAGUUUGAAUCCAGUAUGAAGCUGAAUGUUAAAGAUGAUGUUUCUGUAGUGAAACGGGAGAUACUGACACUGAAGAGGAGACAAGACAUUGUCUAUGCAUUAUUCUUUGAUGCUGCUUAACCAGCUUCUUCCUGCAACUACUUCCAAGUGGCUGCAGUUUAAUCUAAUACAAGAACAAUGAGGAAAUGACUUCAUGUGCAUGAGAACAUUGUUCAUGAUCGGAAAAGCUUCAGGCGUUAGUAGAAGUGGAGCUGAUGCAUUCAUCAGAAUUGCUAUUCUUUUUCAUUUGCAUCGAGAUUUUCAUCCAUCCGUCAGAUUCCUCAUUUGAUUAUCUGGGAAACCCCCUACAUGGGAGUGAAGGUUAUUCAUGUCUCCCUUUCCUGCUAUUGCGGAUUGUGAUCACUUUCAAGAUUUCUUAUGUGAGAAUUCAGGUCAACUGACAAUUGCUCCCUGUUGUAGAAGUGUGAAGCUAAAUUGAUGUUUAUUCUUGCUUGAUUCGUCUGAGUAAUUAAGCCACACACAAGCUAACUGUCAUCUCCUGCAAUAUGUUUUCUGGUUCUAGCAUCUGAAGGCUACUGGAAAAGCGAUGUGCACAAGUGUUAAACUUCGAAGAAAAAGCAGCGCGUGUUAUUUCUGCUGUUCUCUCAAAAUAAUAGCCUUUUGAUGAGUUCCAGCUUGGUAGACUGAUAAUAUAUUGCGCGUCAAUGAAACUGCUUCAUAGAGGGAGAAUACAGGUUAUAAUUCCUCUUCAUUGUCACAAACAGGUAGCACACACACCAAUGAUCAGCUUGAAUGGUUAACAUUGAAGAGUUCGUGUCAAUCGAAAAGAAGAGCUUAGGUUGCUAUAAUUUGCUGUUCUAUUGCAUUGUUAGCUGAAUUCAAAGGCAGAAGUUAUGAAGAUCAUACUAUUUUUUCUACCUUUGCUUCAGUGCAAUUUUACUGACUUGGAUGCACCACUGAAAUCUUUAGUGGAACAGUAGAUUUUUGGUUUCAAAUUAUCAGUCAUUCUAUUGUCUUUUGACACUCAAAUGUAAACACUCUCUGCAAAUGGAAAUAUUUAUUAGUAAAAUCAUUUCCACUUCCAUUUG
Molecule: messenger RNA, 2115 nt
Organism: Solanum verrucosum
Lineage: Eukaryota; Viridiplantae; Streptophyta; Magnoliopsida; Solanales; Solanaceae
Exons: 2
Coding region: 740-1147 (135 amino acids)
Source: RefSeq, a predicted model, not a curated record